AUGGCGUCAUUAGCGGGCGCGGUCCUACUCCUUUCGGCCACGACCAGCGCCGUCGUGAAUAACGGAAACGAAGCGCAGCGACGGGAAGCACCGCUGGCGGACUCAUACGGACCACCUCCGGCGACGGGACCAGAGCUACCGGUGCCGGUCUACGGAACACCCGCGGUCGCUCACUAUCCUGCGCCACCGCCCGACGUGCCUCCACCGCCCGUGCCACACAAAGAGUACGGAGUUCCGGUGCAGAACUAUGGACCGCCGAAUGUGAACAUCGAGUAUGGACCUCCGCCACCCAAGCCGGUCUUCUAUCCGCACCACAAACCGGUGCACCAGUUCCACGGUGGACCGCCACCACAUCCGAAAAAAUCGUCCUCCUUCCUGGAGCAACUCUUCUCGACGUUCGGAUUUGGCGGAGGCAGCGAUGACAGCGCGCCCCAUCCUCAUCAUCAUCACGCCCCGAAACCGGUGUACGGACCACCGCCUCACCUCGGCCCGGCCUACGGUCCCCCGCCGCCACCGGCUCCGAAACCUGUCUACGGACCACCGGUUCCGGCUCCACAACCCCUUUACGGGCCACCUCCCGGGCCUGCUCCGCUCUACGGCCCACCGAAACCGGGCUACGGUCCGCCACCCGGUCCGGUUCAGUCGGGCUUCUCGAUCCAAUCGGCCCAAUCGGCGUUCGGCCACCAGCACCACCACCACUCGGCCUCGGUCCAUGCUCCACCGACUCCUCCGGAGAUCAAGUGUGACGGAUGGAAGCCCAUCGCGGGGCCCGUGGUCCAGCCUGAAGUGCAUGCCCCCGAGUCCUCGUACGGCCCGCCACCGAGCGGUGACUUUUUGGGCAAUCAUCAGCACGCAUCGGCCGUCGAUUCCGGUGACAUCGGUCUGCAGCUGCCGAAGCUCGAACACGGGGCCGCUUUUAACGCACACUCCGAGCCCCCGUUGGGCCUCGAGCUGCCCAAACUGGCGAACAAUGAGAUUCACUCGAACUUCGUCUCGGACUCGUACGGAGUGCCCCCGAGCGACGGCUUCGGUCCGGCCAAGUACUUGCCGCCGUUCCCCAAGCCCCCGCUAGGUCCUCCGCCACCGCAGAAGCUACACUUUGGUCCUCCGCCCGGCCCACACUAUGGUCCGCCGAUGCGUCACUCGGGUCUUGCCAUCUCGCACGGGAGCAUCAGUGGAAACCUGAAGCCCUGGCCAGUGUCUGGUUCACCCCCGCGCCACCCGAUUGCCUAUCGGCCGCCGGUGCCACAGGGACUGAUUGAAUCCAUUGGCCACGCCGUCGAGCAUGAGGAGAACUUCGGCACCAAACCGGCCUACUCCGGGAACGUCUAUCUGCCGCCGCCAACUCGUGAUGUCGGGCAUGCCGAAAGCCUGGAACUCAAUGCGUUGCCCUCGGAGCAGCCAGCGAAACCGUUCCUCACCCAGCACCACCUGUCGGUCGAGCCACGGUACCAGCCACACGACAUAGUAUCGGACUGCGGACACGGACCGACAUCCGUCGACGUGCAGCCAUCGCUCCAAACGAGCCAACUCUCGAUCGUUGGACCCUCGGCCAGCUAUUCGGCCGACUACAGCAACUCGAUAGAGGGUGGCCACUAUGACACUUCCGCCUCCGAGGGACACCUGCAGGCCUCCCAGCUGCCCGGACUGGACGGUGGCCUCGGUGGCGGCCUGGAACUGAUCUCGGCGCAAAAGUCACAAAGUCUCACCAUUCCGGUGCAGGGACAGCACGGCUCGUACCAGCUUCAGUUCCAGGGCGCCGGAUCGGCGCCGCACGAACAAAUCCUCUCCGAAGGACUCCUGCAGUCGAUUCUGAGUGCAAUCGAGCAGCCGCAGCACCAACGGGCCGCGUCGCAUCAGCAGGAUGCGUACGAUCCCAACAUUGACCAUAGCGAAGUGUCCGUGUUUCUCAAGAGUCCCGAGGGCCAGCAAACGCUGCGGGAUCACCCGAACGGACACGUCGGUCACGAGCGAUAG
Molecule: messenger RNA, 1977 nt
Organism: Anopheles cruzii
Lineage: Eukaryota; Metazoa; Arthropoda; Insecta; Diptera; Culicidae
Exons: 2
Coding region: 1-1977 (658 amino acids)
Source: RefSeq, a predicted model, not a curated record